Molecule: messenger RNA, 592 nt
Organism: Amoebophrya sp. A25
Lineage: Eukaryota; Dinophyceae; Syndiniales; Amoebophryaceae
Source: the annotation of a GenBank genome assembly
GAAGUGGACCCGAACAACUCCCCUACCGGCGGAGGCUCUCCGUCCGGAUCUGGUGUCGUUGACCGGUUCGCUGUGGGGCUAGAAGCGUACAAAGCUGAAAAGGCUGCGGUGAAAGAUCGCGCCACGUGCUUCGUCGUAUGCAGAAUCAGACGUGGAAAUGCGAUGCCCUCUGGUCAGGAAAAGGAUUCCGAAAAUGCAGCUAUGCAGGAGGAAAAGAGCGAUCGUGCGCUAGCAGCGUGGCUAUUUGCUCAAAAGCAGGGAAGUGAAGGAGCUGCUGAUCCUUCAGGAGAAACCAUCAUGGACCUCGAUGUGCAUGAACUUUGGGGCACCAGCGCUACUAGUUCUGCUCUUACGAAUGCAAUGACGUCCACUGGUACUAGUGGUCAAAAAGUCCUCGAGAAACAGCGUCUCCUCUUUUCCUUCACCGGUGUGCCCUACAGUACGCGCAAAGUUCUUGUUGAACGACUUUCCGACACUUCGUUCGACAGCGCUGGCGUCUAUGGCAAGGUACUGGAAGCGCUGACGGGGAUAGAUGGCUACGGGGCUUCUGAAUUUUUGAAACCGCGCAACUUCGCGGAAGUGUCGAAUCUAC